UCGCGAUCUAAAUUUAGAAAAGGAAAGAAGAAAAAUGGCCGCGCUCCGAGUUCCUCCAGAAGCUACGUUUAGCCUUCGCUGGUUUAUCCAGGGAAACUGCAUAUCCGUCUUGUAUUUUUUGCUGAGAAGUUACCCAUCAACCAGUCCAUUUAUCGAAACGUUUUCCCAGCGAUAUCUCGAAUCUAUCGUCGUAUAUGCACUCAUCAACUUCUUGUAUUGCUGGAUUUUUUACAAGACAUACUUCACCAGACAGGUAGCUUUCCAGGGUUGUCUUCUCGGCGUACUAUCCGGGACAGGGCUCAUCAUCGGCUUCACGUCCAACACGUUUCAUCCGUUUGGCUGGUACCUUGUCAUCCUCAGUUUCUUCCAUUUCUCAGAAUUCUUCAGCACCUGCAUCUACAACUACGAAAGCCUGUCACUGGAUUCUUACCUCCUGAACCACAGCAUAGCGUACCAUGUGGCGGCCCUCGCUAGCUGGCUGGAGUUCUUCAUUGAACUCUACUUCUUCCCAGGAUUGAAAUCGCUGUGGUACAUCAGUCUUCUCGGCAUUGCGCUGUGUGUGGGCGGAGAGUUUCUGCGGAAGGGUGCCAUGCUGACCGCUGGCCGGAGUUUCAACCACUACAUCCAGACCACUAAAGCCGAUGACCAUGAUUUGGUCACUCACGGGGUGUAUUCCUGGUCAAGACACCCGUCCUACGUGGGCUGGUUCUACUGGAGCAUAGGAACGCAGUUAAUAUUAUGCAAUCCACUCUGCUGUCUUGCGUACAGCAUCACGUCCUGGCGCUUCUUUAACGAGCGGGUUGAGGACGAGGAGAUCACGUUGGUCGCUUUCUUUGGCCAGAGUUAUGUUGAUUACCAGAAGAAGGUCGGCACCAAGCUUCCUUUCAUCCAUGGCUACAGGUUAUGACCAAAGUCCUGUCAGAGGAAUGAUGGUGAGCCGCACUGACCAAAUAAUCUGAUGCCUGCAAAAUAUCUACAGCAAGACAAUUGUGUGUCAGCGUUAUAUUGAUAUCAACGUUGCUAUGUGAGGCAACAUUUUUUGUGUGUCUGGCUUGGACAUGACAACUAUUUUUUUUUUCAAAGUAUAUCUGAAAUAAUACUGUUGAAUAAGAUUUGGCUUUGUGAAACAUCAGAUUGUAGGUUGGAACAUAUGGGGCUGAAUCCCUGAUAUAGCACCUACAUCCUCAGGCAAGGCAUUAAUUUACAUUUUGCCCUAUUUGACACUUCUGUUAUCCAUUUGUUGUUUAUUUGUAUGCAUGAGCUUCCAUUGUGAGAUCGGUGCAGUCAGAUGUCCCCAGAGUUACAUGUAGGGGAGACCGGGGUUAGUUGGAACACGGGGUAAGUUGAAACAUUGUAAUUUUCUUUAACGUCUUUAAAUAAAUUUCUGCAAUACUGCCCUCAAUUUAUUGUCAUUAUCAACAGCCAUCUACCAUAUUACAGACAACACAUGUGCAACAAGCCUGGUGAAGUUAGAAAGGAAUUUUUGUUUUUUGACCUUCUGAGUAAUUUUUUUCUCUUUCAGAAAUGUUUGAUUAUCUCAGAGAAGUUUAUAGAUCAAGUUGGCCAGUUUGGGAGUAUAACAGACACUUAUACCAAGCUACAAAAUGAGGUUAUUAAUAUGCCAUGAUGAAGUCCCUUUAUUGUGCUGUAAGCUUAUAAACGUCAAAUGGGCCUCCGGGGUUAGUUGGAACAAAGUUGAAGGGGCUAGUUGGAACAUGUUCCAACUUACCCCAAACAUAAUUAUGAAUAAAACAUUGGAUAUGAGAAAAAAAUAUAUAAAGUUUUCACACUCUUGUGAAUAUGUAUUGUAUACCAUGCUUGUUUAGUUUAAUAGGUCUGAGUGUGCAUUUAAGGCCUAUUGUAGGCCCCUAAUGCAAUAUUAACCCUUAUCAAACUGGGGGGGGGGGGUCAAUUUGAGCCCCCCCCCCCCUCGAGAAAUUUCGUCACUACGCCGUCGCGCGAUUUGUUUUACUACAGUGCUUGCUGACUUUUUACUUUCAAGUCUUGCGCAUCAUUUGAGACAAAAUUUGCGAUGCCUGUGUGCACGGUACCGAAAUUACGCAACAUUUUGUAUGUGCAUGUUCGUACCCAAAAUUGCUAAAAAACGUGAUUCCAAUUCAUGUACAUGUACAAGGUCAAUGCAAAUUGUGUUUUUCAACCAAAAGUCAUAAAUGUAUGAUUAUUUUUUACUUUUGUUGGUUCAAAUAGAUUUAUUAAAUGCUAUUUAUGAUCGCAAAAGAGUCCCGACAAAGUUCAUUGGAAAAAACAAAGGUUCUAAAAAACAAAAAUAUAAAUAAAACUAGAUUUUAAUUCGUCAUGUGGACGAAUUAGGUGGUCUGUCCUUAUUCUCGCCAUCAUGAUCACUAUUACCAUGUUCAAGCAGAUCAAUAUGAUCUUCAUGAUGACAACGGAAUGUUCAUUAUCAUGGAAUACUUGUAAAAGACGGGAGAUGAUAAAGCACUGUGAAAAGGGUCUCUUUGAUAUGUGAAAAUACAUGUGAUAUGAAAAAAAUAAUUAUAAUCUGUUUAAUCUUGCUAAAUUUUAACUUUCAUACCUUUAAAUUAUCAUAAAGGAUCAUGUACGAGGUGGU
Molecule: messenger RNA, 2590 nt
Organism: Lytechinus pictus (painted urchin)
Lineage: Eukaryota; Metazoa; Echinodermata; Echinoidea; Temnopleuroida; Toxopneustidae
Product: protein-S-isoprenylcysteine O-methyltransferase-like
Exons: 4
Coding region: 35-907 (290 amino acids)
Biological process (GO): C-terminal protein methylation
Cellular component (GO): membrane; endoplasmic reticulum
Molecular function (GO): protein C-terminal S-isoprenylcysteine carboxyl O-methyltransferase activity
Source: RefSeq, a predicted model, not a curated record